AUGUCAGACGACAGAAUUAGAAAAGAGGAAGAUGACCAGGACGUCACCUGCCAGCCCCUCCCCCCUUCCCCCUCAUCUGUUGAUGUGGAGACAAUGAUGUCGCUAAGGAGACAGGACCUGGUCUGCAUUGUGUGCUUCGGCAGCUACGACCUGGCCACCAGGUUACCACGGCGACUGCACUGUGGCCACGCAUUCUGCCAGGCAUGUCUGAAACGACUGGAUACAGUGAUCAACGAACAGGUGUGGAUUCCAUGUCCCCAGUGUCGACAGAACACGCCUCGGCCCCGGGGAGGGGCAGCAGGACUGGACCUGGACCUGGCGUCUUUUCUUGGGGUGAAAGCUCAGCAGACCUCCUCCUGCUCCCUGUCCUCCUGGACCUCUGCCCACAGGGAGGGGGCGGGGCCUGCGGACGCCACAGGGGAUGGCAAGCUGUGGUUGGGAAAGGAGGUGACAGACGACAGCUGGUCACAUGGCGGUCUGGCUGAACCACGUUUCCAUCGCUAUGGCAACUGCUGUCCACCAGCAUCCUAUUGGCUGUGCUGCUGGAUGUGCUGCCGGGGGCGUGGCUAA
Cheilinus undulatus (humphead wrasse) is the source of this 570-nucleotide messenger RNA. RefSeq names its product ring finger protein 224 (gene rnf224). Lineage: Eukaryota; Metazoa; Chordata; Actinopteri; Labriformes; Labridae. The transcript is spliced from 2 exons. Bases 1 to 570 code for a protein of 189 amino acids. The record is from RefSeq and is a predicted model, not a curated record.